GACCACUUCCGGGUCAUCCUGUCACGUGUAAGUCCUGUCGAUUCAAACUGAACGUCCAUCGUCGUUGAACAUUAACUGUGUGACUGACAAACUGCACAGGCGAGUGCAUUCUGUUUUAAAUGCCGCGGUGUGCUCUGGCAUUAGAAGAAACGCUACUCAUUAGCAUGAAUACAGCCAGUUAGCUUGUGAAAAUAUGCUCUCAAAGCUCAACAGGCAGAUGAUGAUGUCUCCUCGCGCGAACUUGUAUUUUUGUGUUCAUCAGAAACAGUUCACGUGAACUCUUUACUUUUUUACUACUAGUACGAUUAGCUCCUCGAUUAAGGCCCAGCUAACCCCUCAACGGUAAUUUAUUAGUUUAUUUUACGUUUGCAUUUAGGUUUUACCCAUGAGUCCCUUUAUUAGACGGAUUUACGUUUCUCCAGCGCCUCAUCAUGUUGUCCUACUGUGUCAGAAGCGUCCUGUGCAGAGAAACACGGGCUCUGCAGCCUUCCAGGAGACACCGCAGCACAUCGUCAAGUGACGAUCCGCAUGGGGUCAGCGGGUUUAUGCAGCUGUGUGUGGACAGACACUAUGUCUCACCAGGCCAGACUCACACCGAGCUGUUCCAAUGUGGCAUGAGCUGCGUCUAUGGGCCUCUGGGCAAUGAGCUGAGGAGAAACCUACUAGAGCAGUGGUGGCACUCGGUGACCAGGUCCUCGGCUCAGGUGUUCGGGAUCAACACCCUGUGCAGAAGCGAGGACACAGCAGCAGAUGGCGGGGGGAAACUGGGGAUUGUUGAGUCUAGCUGCCUAAAACACAUAAUCGAAAAGCAAGAUCUGAGCAAGGAGCAGCUCAUCCAGGAGAUAGAGACGCUCAUCCAGAGGUCCCGCUCUCUGAGGACAGACUUUCUACAAGGGGCGUUGGAGCAAUUUGUCCCCUCGUUGGAUCUGGUGAACAGGAAGCUGCCCUUUGGCCUGGCCCAGUUUGGUCCAUGUUUCCUGCCCUCGGGCGGUUCUGGUUGCCCAGCUGAAGUCACCCGGACGUCACUGACAUGGUUCUGCUCUCCUCGUACCUCUUCCCAGUGGCUGGAUCACUGGGCGCAACAGAGACUCAAGUGGUGGAGGAAAUUUGCCCUGUCUCCAUCGGACUUCAGCAGUACUGACGUCCCGGCGGAGGAACUCGAGGAGGCGACGUCUCGCGGCGUGAGGAUCGUGUACAGCUUCCCGUGGGGACGGGAGCCCUUGGAGACGCUGUGGAGCAGAGGACACACGGAGCUGCUGCAGACACACAAAGGAGUCCAUUCCAAACUGCAGUGUCGAGAUGGUCGUAAGUCGGUUCCUCACGUGGUCUCGGUAACCGGGAACAUGGACCGGGGUGUGAUGGCCUUUUUGUCCAACUCACUCCAGCAGCUGAAGAAAGAAGACAGCAACCAGAAGCUUCUGAGGAGAAAGGUCCUUAAGCUGCAUCCUGUGUUGGCUCCGGUCAAAGUGGCUUUAGACAUUGGCAGGGGAGCCAAUAUGGAGCUGAGGCAGGUCUGUGAAGGGCUGCAGCAGGAGUUCAUGGAGGCUAAGAUCUCUGCGUGGCCUGGGUAUCUCGAAACUCUGCCAACGUCAAUGGAGCAGCUGAACGCAAAGUAUGAUGAGAUGGGAGUGCUGUUCGCUGUGGUGGUCAGUGAGAACACGCUGGAGAGUGGCCUCCUUCAAGUUCGCAGCAGAGACACCACCAUCAGGGAGACCAAGCACAUCUCUGAGAUCAAGAACUUUCUCUCCAGAUACAUUUCUGCUGCCGAUAAAUUGUGAACGGACUUUCUGUUUUGUCUUCAUGGCUUUUAGUGGAAAUGAGUCUUUGUGGGCAUUCUGAACAUUUUUAAAAGGCUAAGAAACCAUUUUGUGACAUUUGAAAAGAAUAUGUGCACAUUUUGCUUAAUGUUUAUGUGGACUCAAAUGUGGGGUAUGUACCCCCAGUUUUGAAUUGGUUGUGACUUGGAGUGUCCCACUCACCCUACAGUCUCCCUCAGGGCAAGGAGGUGGAUAAGUUUCACUGUCAGAAUUGAACAGAAUGGUAUUUGCGUAGUUACAGGUGGAUUGCGAUCAGGGUUUUCUCAUUUUUCUGUCUCACAUUCUAUUCAAAUAUACCGUGCCUCUUAAAUAUUAUAUUUUUGUUUUUCGGUUUGUUAUGCUCUAUGGGGCUUCCCGUUAGGUUUCGUAUAUUAUGUUCCUCUUGAGGGUCAAAGAUCAUUCAUGACUGCUUCAAGGUCUGUUUCGUAGUGAUUCAUGAGCUUUCAAGCAAACUACAUGAUUCAUCCUAUUUCACUUAUAAAUAUAUUUGAACUGUGCAACUGGGACUUUAAAUUUAAUAUUAAUCUGUAUUCACACCAGACAGUUAUUUUCCUUUUGUGUUAUUCGUUGUGACUGAGAUGUUUGUCAUGAUGGAUAUGUUAAUUAUUAUAGCUCUAUUCUGUGUAAUAUAUUGUUGGGAUUUUGUUAUUUCAGUGGCAGCCGGCAAUAUUUA
Molecule: messenger RNA, 2490 nt
Organism: Pungitius pungitius (ninespine stickleback)
Lineage: Eukaryota; Metazoa; Chordata; Actinopteri; Perciformes; Gasterosteidae
Gene: polg2
Product: polymerase (DNA directed), gamma 2, accessory subunit
Exons: 8
Coding region: 432-1778 (448 amino acids)
Biological process (GO): mitochondrial DNA replication
Cellular component (GO): cytoplasm; mitochondrion
Source: RefSeq, a predicted model, not a curated record